UCAUCUUCCACACAUAACAAUCAAGUGACUCCUCUUCCUCAUAUAUCUCAUCAAUCCUUCCCUGCCCCUUUUCCCCAAAAGAAAACAUGGGAAAUUCAUCAAAUGGGGAUCACGAGAAACACUCGUUUGCACCUCAGAUUGUUAUGGUGCUUGUUCUUAUGUUGAGCACUACUGUCCACGGCGCACAUCAUUUCGACAAUUCGUUCCAACAAACGUUUGGUGGUGAGAGGGUGAAGACGUAUGGUUCAAGAGGUGAUCAUCUCUCGCUCUCAUUAGACCAGUAUUCUGGGUCCGGGUUUGCCUCCAAGAAGGACUACUUAUUUGGGAGAUUUGAUAUGCAAAUGAAGCUCGUUGCUGGUAACUCUGCUGGCACUGUCACUACUCUAUAUUUGCAAUCUGACCCUAGCACUGGUAGACACGACGAGAUCGACUUUGAGUUCUUAGGAAAUGUGAGUGGACAGCCUUACACCCUCCACACCAACGUGUUUGGCGAAGGGAAAGGGAGCAGGGAGCAGCAAUUCCGCCUCUGGUUCGACCCAACCAAGAACUACCAUACCUAUUCCAUUGUUUGGAACUCAAGACUCAUCAUGUUCUUGGUGGAUGAAAUUCCUAUAAGGGUAUUUGUAAACCAUGAGAAACAUGGUGUUCCAUUCCUAAAGAAGCAACCAAUGAAGCUCUACUCGAGUUUGUGGGAAGCCGAUGAUUGGGCCACCCAAGGCGGAUUAGUGAAGACGGACUGGUCCAAAGCCCCCUUCACUGCCUACUACCGUAACUACAAUAUUGAUACUGAACGUAAUGGCCAUUGGUGGAACCAUGAUCUUGAUGCAACUGGUAGGAGGAGAUUGAGAUGGGUACAAAGGUACUAUAUGAUUUAUAAUUAUUGUAAAGAUGCCAACCGAUUUCCACAAGGUUAUCCUACAGAGUGCAAGCACUAUAGGUUCUAGGAAAACCCAAAAUCGUUCCUCCAGUGUCAUCAUUCUAUUCAUUCUAUUGUUAUCUGA
This is a messenger RNA of Beta vulgaris subsp. vulgaris (sugar beet), 1001 nucleotides long. Its product is annotated as xyloglucan endotransglucosylase/hydrolase 2. The record is from RefSeq and is a predicted model, not a curated record. The transcript is spliced from 3 exons. Gene Ontology annotation, molecular function: xyloglucan:xyloglucosyl transferase activity; hydrolase activity, hydrolyzing O-glycosyl compounds. Gene Ontology annotation, biological process: xyloglucan metabolic process; cell wall biogenesis. NCBI's taxonomy places the organism in Eukaryota, Viridiplantae, Streptophyta, Magnoliopsida, Caryophyllales, Amaranthaceae. Bases 87 to 944 code for a protein of 285 amino acids. Gene Ontology annotation, cellular component: apoplast; cell wall.